Molecule: messenger RNA, 1125 nt
Organism: Mesorhabditis belari
Lineage: Eukaryota; Metazoa; Nematoda; Chromadorea; Rhabditida; Rhabditidae
Source: the annotation of a GenBank genome assembly
AUGAGCUCCACAAAAAGUCUAGCGCCAGUCUUGGCCCUCGUUGGAUGCACGAAUUCCGGGAAAACCACGAUCGCAAGAUGCCUUGUCGAUACAAUUCAAAAGCUCGGCAAAAGUGCGGCAAUGAUCGAACAAGAUGAUGACUACUUGUUGGCUCAUCAAGUCGAAAAAGUUCCCCGCAAACACAAUCCCGACGAUUUCUACUAUCAUUACGAUCAAAUUUCGGCACUAAACGUGGGGGGACUCGAAAAACGACUACUAGAAGCUCGUCAGAAAGCAGAUUUUGUAAUAAUUGAAGGCAAUAUGAUCGCCGAGAUCAAAGAAAUCAUGCAACUCGUCGACAAAGUGAUCUUCUUUACCAUCGAUCAAAAAACAUGCCGACGUCGACGCGAGCAACGCACUUAUGAUCCACCAGAUGUUGAAGGGUAUUUUGAUCAGAUCGUUUGGCCAGCCUAUUUGGAGCAUGUGCGAAACGCGAUGAGCCAAGCGAGAUUAGAUGAUCGUUUCGUAUUUGUCGAUGUUAGCUCCGAAAACGAUAAAGCUACAGAAAAGGAGGUCUUUGAGGUUAUUGAAGCGAUCUCGCGUGAUUUCAUCAAAAUCACAAGCCAAACUCUUGAGCUAGAUGCUGCAAUGAAGCUGCUUCGACUACCAAAUUGCGGUGCCACCUCUAUUUUCAUCGGGACAACGAGAGACACAUUCGACGGCAAAGAAGUCCUUCAACUCAGCUACGAGAGCUACGAUGAAAUGGCAUAUCCGGAGCUCCGAAAGCUUUGCUCAUCAGUUCGGGCCACUUUUCCAACUGUGGAACGGCUAAUCGUCUGGCAUCGAGUGGGCGAAGUGCCCGUCACCGAAGCGUCAGUGAUAAUAGCUGCCGCAAGUCCACAUCGAAAAGAUGCGAUUCAAGCUGUCUCAAUGGCAAUCGACGAACUCAAAGCACGGAUACCAAUUUGGAAAAAGGAAAGCUAUGCUGAUGGAGAGCACUCGUGGAAAGAAAACGAGGAGUGGAAAGUGGGAAAACCAAAAGAGACAUCAUCUUCCCAGAUAGCUACUUAUACGAAACCCCAAGGAGAUGCAAAGUUCUUUUGGCUUCACGAGCUGAUUCAACAACUAGAACGAUUACGGAAAGAU